Messenger RNA from Closterium sp. Naga37s-1, 896 nucleotides. The record is from the annotation of a GenBank genome assembly. Lineage: Eukaryota; Viridiplantae; Streptophyta; Zygnematophyceae; Desmidiales; Closteriaceae.
AUGGCAGCUGCGCUCGCGGCACCCUGCGCUCUGCCCGAGCCUUCCCCCGCGGAUAUGUGCGCCCUGCGCCGGCAGCUCGCCAGCAGUGAGACGGCGGCGGCGCUGUUGGCGCGGGUGCGGGCGCGCGGAGAGGCGCGGGGGGGGGCGCGGACGGGGUUCAGCGUGGUGGACGAGCACCGGGGCGUGGCGGAGGGGGGCAGCGGGGGAGUGACGGAGGUGGUGGGCGGCAGUGGUAGCGGCAAGACGGAAGUGCUUAUGCGGCUGGCGGCGGCGCAUCUCCUGCCUCUGCCCCCACGCCCCGCCCACCCACCUGCCGCUGCUGGUCGUGGUGGUGGCGGCAGCAGUGGGUGGGAGGCAGCGGGGGGAGGGGGAGCGGUGGUGGCGUACAUGGACCUGGACGUGCGCUUCCCCAUGCCACGCUUCAUGCACGUGCUGCACGCCCGAGCCAUGCAGUGCGUGCUUGAUGCUCAUGAGGGCUCGCCACUACAAGCAUGUGAGCAGCAGCAGCAGCAGCAGCAGCAGCGUGUGGAGGGCUUGGUGCAAGCAGCGCUGCGUCGCUUCCAUCUCCUGCCAUGCCGCAACACAUGCCACUGGCUCGCAUGCCUCAAGUCCGUGUCGUCCUUGCUGCCCGUGUGGCGGGCGCAGCAGCACGAGCACCGCCCUGGCGUGGGCAACAGCAGUGCAGGGGUCAAUGCAGGCGUGGGGGCAGGGGCGACCGAUGGCCAUGCGGGGGAGCAGGCGGAGAGAAUGGAGAGUGUGGGGGCUGGCGAGGCGUGUGGCUUGCAGGGCGAGCAGAGAGGGGGUGCAGGGGAGGUGGCAAUGCAGCAUGGGGGUGCCGAGGUGGCGCAGUGGAGUUGGUUUAGCCCUGCGGCCAGUGCAGGGCAGCAGAGCAUGUC